Messenger RNA from Musca vetustissima, 2393 nucleotides. Its product is annotated as ribosome biogenesis protein BOP1 homolog. Gene Ontology annotation, biological process: maturation of LSU-rRNA from tricistronic rRNA transcript (SSU-rRNA, 5.8S rRNA, LSU-rRNA); ribosome biogenesis. NCBI's taxonomy places the organism in Eukaryota, Metazoa, Arthropoda, Insecta, Diptera, Muscidae. Gene Ontology annotation, molecular function: ribonucleoprotein complex binding; protein binding. The coding region runs from base 2 to 2386 and encodes 794 amino acids. The record is from RefSeq and is a predicted model, not a curated record. Gene Ontology annotation, cellular component: PeBoW complex; preribosome, large subunit precursor. The transcript has 6 exons.
GAUGGCAAAGAAAACAACAAAAAGAAAAGCCGCAGAAGAGAAAAAGGAAAUUGUUGUGAAAUCCAAGGAGGAAUUAAGUGAAGAAGCUGAAGACAGCAGCGAAGAAGAGGAUGAGGAUUUAUUACAGAAAGUCAAUGAGGCUGAUGGUGACAGCACCGAUGAUGAGGGUAUAGAACAGAAUUAUCAUUCAGACGAUAGUGUCUUGGAAUUUGAAAGUGAUGAUGAUGGUAACUUCACGGGAAUCAAAGCCAAAGAGGCUGGUGAAGAUGAUGGGGAGGAGGAAAGUGGAGACGAGGACGACGAUGAUGAUGAAGAUAGCAUAGAUGAGGCAGAUAUUGAGGAUAUAUCUGGCGAAGAAGAGGAGGAAGAUGCAGAUGAUGAGGAUGACGAUGAUGCUGAAGAGGAGGAUAGUGAAGAUGAAGUACAAACUCUAAAAGAAAAAGCUAAAGACAACAAUGACAAAGAACCAAUUUAUGAAAAUUCCGAUACAUCCGAUGAAGAAGAUAUUAGGAACACUGUGGGCAACAUACCUAUGCAUUGGUACGAUGAGUACAAACACAUUGGCUACGAUUGGGAUGCCAAGAAAAUCAUUAAACCUCCAAAGGGUGAUCAAAUCGAUGACUUCUUGCGUAAAAUUGAAGAUCCUAACUUCUGGAGAACUGUUAAGGAUCCACAGACAGGACAAGAAGUGGUACUAACCGAUGCCGAUAUUGAAUUGAUUAAACGUAUAAACUCCUCACGUAUUCCAAAUCCUGAACACAACGAAUAUGAGCCAUGGAUUGAAUGGUUCACCUCGGAAGUUGAGAAAAUGCCCAUUAAAAAUGUACCCGACCACAAAAGAUCUUUCCUUCCAUCCGUGUCUGAGAAGAAGAAAAUUGGUCGUAUGGUACAUGCCCUUAAAAUGGGUUGGAUGAAGACCAUGGACGAGUUGGAAAAGGAAAAACAAGCUAAACGUGGACCCAAAUUCUACAUGCUGUGGGAAACUGAUACAAGUCGUGAACAGAUGAGACGUAUACAUGAUCCAGUUUCGGCACCUAAACGUGAUUUGCCUGGCCAUGCAGAAUCGUACAAUCCACCACCUGAGUAUUUGUUCGACGAAAAGGAACAGAAAGAAUGGUUGAAACUGAAAGAUGAACCUCACAAGCGUAAACUUCAUUUUAUGCCACAGAAAUAUCGUUCACUGCGUGAGGUACCAGCUUAUCCACGUUAUUUGCGUGAACGUUUCUUGCGUUGUUUGGAUCUGUAUUUGUGUCCCAGAACAAGACGUGUCAAGCUAAACAUUGAUGCUGAAUAUUUGAUACCCAAAUUACCAUCACCCAAGGAUCUACAGCCGUUCCCCACAGUUGAAAGUUUGGUUUACAAGGGCCAUACAGAUUUGGUGCGUUCCGUCAGUGUGGAACCCAAAGGAGAAUAUAUGGUAUCUGGUUCCGAUGAUAAGACAGUUAAAAUUUGGGAAAUUGCCACUGGUCGUUGUAUACGCACCAUUGAAACCGAUGAUGUUGUCCGUUGUGUCGCAUGGUGUCCCAAUCCUAAACUGGCCAUUAUUGCUGUUGCCUCGGGCAAUCGUCUAUUGCUAAUAAAUCCCAAAGUUGGUGAUAAAAUGUUGGUCAAGAAAACUGAUGAUUUAUUAGCUGAAGCUCCACAAAUCGAUAGCUUGGAAAGUGAUCGUAUCAAGACAGCUGUCCAAUGGGCUACCGCUGACGCAGCAGAACAGGAGAAGGGUGUCCGUUUGGUUAUUACACACUUCAAACCAAUUCGUCAGGUCACUUGGCAUGGUCGUGGUGAUUACAUUGCCAGUGUAAUGCCCGAGGGUGCCAAUCGUUCAGCCAUCAUCCAUCAACUUUCUAAACGUCGAUCACAAAUACCAUUCGCCAAGAGUAAGGGUCUUAUCCAGUGUGUAUUGUUCCAUCCGAUUAAACCAUGUCUAUUUGUGGCGACCCAACACAAUGUCCGCAUCUAUGAUUUGGUUAAACAAGAACUCAUCAAGAAAUUGCUUACCAACUCCAAAUGGAUUUCUGGCAUGUCCAUACAUCCUAAAGGUGAUAAUUUAUUAGUCUCAACCUAUGACAAGAAAAUAUUGUGGUUUGAUUUGGAUCUUUCGACGAAACCAUACCAAACAAUGCGUCUUCAUAAGAAUGCUGUGCGUAGUGUGGCCUUCCAUUUGCGUUAUCCUCUAUUUGCCUCGGCCAGUGAUGAUCAAUCGGUUAUUGUUUCACAUGGCAUGGUGUAUAAUGAUUUACUUCAAAAUCCCUUGAUUGUACCUCUGAAGAAGCUACAAACUCACGAAAAGGUAGAAGAAUUUGGUGUUUUAGAUGUGUGCUGGCAUCCAGUACAGCCCUGGAUAUUCUCUACUGGUGCAGAUCAAACUAUUAGGCUUUACACAUAAUUUUAAU